GCCAGCCGUUAGUGUUUUGGUCUUUGACAUUUAGUUCAUUUGGUAUAAUCUUCAGGUUGACUUCUGGGAAGCUCAAGAUUCAGGUUAAAUGACCAACAGAGAAAUUAAGUCUAUACAACAGCUCAACUGGAGAGUGAGAACGUCACGUGGUACUUGAUUACGUCACGGACUGUUCUGUGUCUACAUCUCAAAUACAGUUUCUACGUCACAGAGAGCGUCCGAGUGUCCGGCGUGUCAAUGUUACCGAUGACGCUGUGUCAACGUUAUGUGUAAUCUGGUGCUAAACAUUGUCAGUCUGAGAUUUUUAUCAUGGAAGAAACAACUGGCACUUCUGCUCGCCGCUGUGGUCUACGUCUGCCUGACGACACUCCAGAUACACGUGACCUUUCACACACGUGCAGGUAACCUGCAGGCUUUGACUGUGUCGAGUAAACACUACCACGUCAAAGUGUCAGGGACGACAACAACAACAGGUUUGUAUUGGUCCAACGGAAAGGAAACAUCUCCCAGAAAACAACAACAGUCCGCCAUAAAGGUCAUCGUGCUGAGCUACAUGCGCAGUGGCUCCACCUUGUGUGGGGACGUGCUGCAGGUCCACCCUGACGUGUUCUACGUGUACGAGCCCCUGCUCUACCUCUGGGACCAUUACGUUCCACUCAAACGGUCCAGGGAUGUCGACAUCAGGAACCGAACGAAGAAACACUGGCGCAGCACGAAACGUUACAUUCCCAAACCUGUGGACUUCAUCCGCUACAUGUUCACCUGCAACCUGACCAGGUACAACAUGGACUUCUUGACCAACGUGGCACACAGUGAGGACUUCAGGACUGUCGGCUGCAUCAGGACCAAGCGCAAUACGAAUAUCGUCAACGUGACGGACAACUGCGUCAGCGUCAUACGCCAGCGGUGCCUUAAUUCCAGAGCCAUCGUACAGAAGGUCGUCAGGCUAACCAUGGCCGAGGCAGACGUGUAUCUGGAGCAGGAUCCAGCGGUGAGGAUCAUCCAUCUUAUCCGCGAUCCACGCGGAAUUCUGCUGUCGCGCAUGCACUACAACAGUAAGAUGUCUGGGGAGAUGCACAACAACUACACGUUCUUCUGUCAGCGGAUAAGGGAGGACAUCAGGAUCUCAAGGGAGAUAACACACAAACACUGGGGUAAAAUCCUGACGGUGCGCUACGAAGACCUGGCCCAAACACCUCUGGACCUGACCACGACCAUGUACAACUUCGUUGGUCUGGAGAUGUCCCCGUCCAUCGCCGACUAUGUGAAGACCAUCAUGAGCCACGAUCUUUUAAACAAAACCGGUAAAACAGCAACCCGGAAGACGUCGAGGAAAAAUCCAAUGCAAACAGCCUACAGAUGGAGACAGGAGCUGCCCUUCUCUGUGGUCAAGCAGAUAGACCACGAGUGUGAGGACGUGCUCAGGAGCAUGGGCUAUGUGAGCUUUCGGACAGAACAACAGCUGAGAGAUUUAAACAUUCCAGCCAAAGUGCAGGACUAUGCAUACGGUUUGUUGACUGCAUGAUGUAACCUCUCAACAUUACUGACAUGGCCUGAUACUUUUCACGAGGCCGACAACCCUUGAAAACUUUAACCAGGGCAACAACCUUUGGCACUUUUCACAAUGUGGUGUUGAGAUGGCUUCAUUCAGACGUCAACAAAAUCAUAUCUCAAGACUCAGUCUACGAAAAGAAAUUAAAUAAAUCAAGAGAAAUGACAACCCACUUAGCUUGCUGAUAACUUAUAUAUAGUAACUCUUUCUAUCUGGCAUGCUAGUAUUGGACUUUUCUGAGUCAAAUUGCUUUUAAUAUAAAUGUUUGGUACAGUAAACAUCCCAUAGAUUAGGCUGUGGAGUAUUGAGAAUCUGUCAAUAGAAUGUUGGUAUUAACCCUUAAAUCUAUACUUGUAUUCCUACAGUAGAUAUUGGAAGAGUUUUAUCUUUCAGAACAUCAGAUCCUUUUGUUUAGAUUUUGUAAAGGCACUGUGUUAGUGACCUAUCUUGUUGACCAUAGGCAUCAUGUACAUACUGUAUUGAGAAUGAUUUUCCAUGUAUAAUGUUGACAUUUAAUUGAUUAUUUAUUUUAAAUACAUAAAAUAAAACUUAAUUUAUACUUGAUGUGUUGCAUGCUUUAAAUUAAAAUUGUGUUCUCAGUUUUUAAAAAUAUUUACUGUAUUAUGAAUUCCAUUUUCUUUUUUGAUUUCUAAAUUAGAAAUCAAAUGUGUUUGUA
This is a messenger RNA of Physella acuta, 2228 nucleotides long. Its product is annotated as carbohydrate sulfotransferase 4. The record is from RefSeq and is a predicted model, not a curated record. NCBI's taxonomy places the organism in Eukaryota, Metazoa, Mollusca, Gastropoda, Physidae. Gene Ontology annotation, molecular function: N-acetylglucosamine 6-O-sulfotransferase activity. Gene Ontology annotation, biological process: N-acetylglucosamine metabolic process; sulfur compound metabolic process.